AUGAUUAUUUUCAAGGACAUUUUCUCAGACGAUGAGUUGCUCUCAGAUGCAUACGACACCAAGGAGGUUAAUGGAGUUGUGAUUGAAGCCGACUGUCAAUUGAUCAAAGUUAAGGAUGGUGCAGACGUUGAUAUUGGAGCCAACCCUUCUGCUGAGGUUGGUGAUGAUGAUUUAGAGGAUGGUCCAGUUGAAACUGUCAACAAUGUUGUUUAUUCGUUCAAUUUGCAGCCAACUACCUUCGAUAAGAAGUCAUUUAUGGUCUAUAUUAAGUCGUACAUGAAGAAGGUCAAGGCCUACUUGACAGAGCAUGAUCCUGAUCAGGUUGAAGUGUUUGAAAAGGGUGCCACUGCUUACGUUAAGAAGGUUCUCAAGUCAUUCAAGGACUGGGAGUUUUAUACGGGAGAAUCUAUGGAUCCUGAUGCCAUGGUUAUCUUGUUGAAUUAUAGAGAAGACGGUACUACUCCAUUUGUUGCCAUCUGGAAGCAUGGAGCAAAGCACGAGAAGAUCUAA
Brettanomyces nanus is the source of this 510-nucleotide messenger RNA. RefSeq names its product Ribosome associating protein (gene TMA19). Gene Ontology annotation, molecular function: calcium ion binding. NCBI's taxonomy places the organism in Eukaryota, Fungi, Ascomycota, Pichiomycetes, Pichiales, Pichiaceae. The record is from RefSeq and is a predicted model, not a curated record. Bases 1 to 510 code for a protein of 169 amino acids. Gene Ontology annotation, cellular component: cytoplasm. The transcript has a single exon.